Molecule: messenger RNA, 1011 nt
Organism: Egretta garzetta (little egret)
Lineage: Eukaryota; Metazoa; Chordata; Aves; Pelecaniformes; Ardeidae
Gene: RHNO1
Product: RAD9-HUS1-RAD1 interacting nuclear orphan 1
Exons: 3
Coding region: 184-1011 (275 amino acids)
Biological process (GO): cellular response to ionizing radiation; recombinational repair; DNA damage checkpoint signaling
Cellular component (GO): chromosome; nucleus
Source: RefSeq, a predicted model, not a curated record
CCGGAGUUUCACCGUUUAACGGGUGUCAGGGCUGUGCCUGGCGAGGGGGGCUCGCAGGGCUCCUGAGGAGGCUGGACGUUUGAUCUGAGAGCAUUUUAGCAUCUCCUUGGGGUGCUUUCCUCUUUCUCCAGUUGGCUCUAGCAAGCAUCAUGAGGCUUCUAAGUCGUUUUACCACAUCUUUUGAUGCCUCCGAAGAAGAAAUGUACCCACAAGGCCAGGAAGGCAGAGCUGGUAUUCCUUGAGAGGCCGCGAGAGGGACCCGUCAGUUGCUAUGAAACUCCCCUACUUUCGGCCGAGAAUCCAAGACAUGUUCCUACAAAACCUGUGGACCAGAACACCUCUGCUGCCUGGGUGUGCCCACAAUUUGAAACAACUAAGCCAGUGGUGUCGAAAGCAUGCCAGAAGCAUUGUGGUCCUCACAAACCCCAGGAUCACUAUGUCAACCACAGUUCCCUUCAUGCAGGAGGAGCUUGUCGAAGAGCUGUAGCCUGCAAAUUUCCUCCUUUAACUUUUGAGAAUCCGGAAGUAUAUCCAGCCCACCCCUCAGAUCAUCUGAACCACUUGAGGAAGAACACUCAGUGCUCUCACAGCCAGCCCAAGAAAGGGAUGGCAGCAAAAGCCAACAUCCAGGUGAACAGUCCAGAAAACUGUAGAGAAAUGCCUUUGAUACCAGCUCCACAGGCUGGGGAGCUGGAAGUCUUUAAUCCACCAGAUGUAGAGAUUCCGCAGGUGCUUUCCGCCAGGAACUGGAGAUGCAGCAGCAAUCUGCUACAAACAAGUAGCCAUGCCUGGCAUCCAGAAGAAGAGCUGGCAUUCGGUAUUGAUCCCUGUGGGAGAGGGGAGUCGGCAGCAAUACUGGUUGCAGAUACUCCCGAGCAUGAGUAUGGCGUAAAGGUUACCUGGAGGCAGCGGCCCCAACUAAUGAAAUACCUGCGGGAGAAAGGGAAGCUGAGUGCUGCUGACAUACUGGUGAAGGCGAACCUCGAGCUCUCGAGACAGGCUCACCUCUAA